Messenger RNA from Hevea brasiliensis (rubber tree), 762 nucleotides. RefSeq names its product aspartyl protease UND-like. Gene Ontology annotation, cellular component: extracellular region. The coding region runs from base 1 to 762 and encodes 253 amino acids. Lineage: Eukaryota; Viridiplantae; Streptophyta; Magnoliopsida; Malpighiales; Euphorbiaceae. The record is from RefSeq and is a predicted model, not a curated record. The transcript has a single exon.
AUGGUUGUUGUUUCCCAAGUAAUGUUUGGCUGCAGUACUAUUGUCCAAGAAUAUAUUAAGGAUGGUAUCAACGGAGUCUUUGGCCUUGGACCAGAAAAUAUUUCUAUGGCAAGGCAACUAGGAAACAAAUUCUCCAAUUGCAUUGGUGAUUUUUUUGAUCCUAACUACAUUUAUAACCGGUUGAUCUUAGGAGACGGAGCAAACAUGGAUGGCUAUGCAACACCCUUGGAAAUGAGUGAAGCCCAUUACUACCUAAAUCUACAAGGAAAAGACAUCGGGCUUAAUGAGCUUGAUAUUGAUGAGGGUGUGUUCAGGAGAAACGUAACAGAUCAAAGCAAGCUGAUUGGAGUAAUCAUAGACUCGGGCACUCCCGCCACUUGGCUGAUUGACCAAGCCCAUGAUAGGUUUAGGAAUGAAGGGAGGCGUACAUUGGCUCGUUUAGUCGUAGAAUACAUGGGUGAAUGUGUAUAUUGUUUUUGCUUUAAGGGAAACAUGACUCAAGAACUACUGGGCUUUCCAAAUGUGAUCUGCCACUUUAGUGACGGAGCUGAUUUGCAAGUGGGGUUUAAUGGUAUAUUUUAUCAACAUAAUUCAUCUAUAUUCUGCAUGGCUGUUUUUCCAAGCUCUCAGCUACCAGAAGAGCAUUUUCGAUAUGUCACCAUCAUAGGCGUGAUGGCUCAGCAAAAUUAUAACGUGGGUUAUGAUUUGCUUGCCAAAAAAUUAUAUUUUCAAUCCAUUGAUUGUCAACUUUACGUUGAUUAG